CUGUAACCAACGUCAUUAGCUACGUCCUGUAGGUAAGCUUGAGCUUGCGCCCUCUCCACAGCUCACUGCGCAUCAUGAACAACCCCCUUCUUCUUGUCUUGUCAUACAAGCAAGCAACGAGAUAACCCAUCAAACCUUUGCGACUAUUACUCACUAUCAGCCAUGGCUCCGGCGGUAUCUCUGCGCGGGAUCUUGACCUACGCGUCGAAUCUCCUCUCCCAGAUACCACUUCAGCUCUCCGGCCUCCCGAACCCUCUGAGCCCCAUCGCAGCUCCACGGCCGAUAGGUGGCCAUGACCGUCCGUCUGCCGGCUUCCCCAACAGCUCGGACACGGUCACGCCGUACAUUCCCUUGACCGGCGCCCCCACAUGUCCCAUCGAUGGCCCGACGAGCUGCCAGAACACCACCGCGGGAGAUUCCUGCUGUUUCGUGCAUCCGGGGGGGCGGCUGCUGUUGACGCAGUUCUGGGAUCAGGAGGUCCAUGUUGGCGGGUCCGAAGAGGACUGGACUCUGCACGGGCUAUGGCCCGACCUGUGCGAUGGCACCUACGACCAAUUCUGCGGCAUGGCCCCGCGCUUCGAGAACAUCACCGACAUCCUGAAGCACUACGCGCAGGAUGAUCUGCUCGAGUACAUGAACCGGUACUGGGUCGCCAAGUACGGCGGGAACGCCCACCUCUGGGCCCACGAGUACAACAAGCACGGAACCUGCAUCAACACCCUCUCGCCCAAAUGCUACGACGGCUACACGCCCGGCCUCGAGGUCGUCGACUACUUCACCCGCGCCUUCGGGCUCUUCAAGAUGCUCGACACGUACCUUGCGCUGUCGCAAGCUGGUAUCGAGCCCGACUACAGGAAGACCUUCUCCCUCAAGAAGAUACAGAAGACGCUCGAGGAGUUUAGCGGCGGCAAGGUCGUACUCAAGUGCACCGGCAGACAUCACAACGUCCUACAUGAGGCGUGGUACGUAUACUUUGUCCAAGGCAGUCUGCAGAGCGGCGAGUUUGUGCCCGCCAGGGAUAGCUUCAAGGGGGAUCAGACGGACUGUGCCGCCGAGGUCAGGUAUUUGCCCAAGAGGAGGAAGAGAAAUCAUUCAUGAGAUUUGAGCGCGAGAGUUUUUAUAUCUUGAGCUUCCUUGGCGUAAAGUUGAACAAGCGACGGAAGGUACCGUUAGUCCUGGGUCAUCGUUUUCGGUUUAUGUGAUUACACUGUGCUGCUGGGUAAUCAAUUUCCCUUCUACCAGCACAACACGACAGCCUUAGUACUAUAUAUCCACCUGUAUAUUGUGACCCACUUUUGGAAAGUGUAUAACGCAGGCGACGACGGCCGAAAUGCCCGGCGUCUCAAGUUGUCUGUAAUGAACCGGGUUUUUACUCGAGCAUGCGUCCAAUAUAUAAGCAGAGACAAACGUCAUGUCAGAGGCC
This is a messenger RNA of Truncatella angustata, 1423 nucleotides long. Its product is annotated as ribonuclease T2 family protein. Gene Ontology annotation, cellular component: extracellular region. Lineage: Eukaryota; Fungi; Ascomycota; Sordariomycetes; Amphisphaeriales; Sporocadaceae. The transcript is spliced from 3 exons. Gene Ontology annotation, biological process: RNA catabolic process. Gene Ontology annotation, molecular function: ribonuclease T2 activity; RNA binding. The coding region runs from base 163 to 1098 and encodes 311 amino acids. The record is from RefSeq and is a predicted model, not a curated record.